This is a messenger RNA of Plasmodium adleri (nom. inval.), 882 nucleotides long. RefSeq names its product palmitoyltransferase, putative. The record is from RefSeq and is a predicted model, not a curated record. Bases 1 to 882 code for a protein of 293 amino acids. Gene Ontology annotation, cellular component: endoplasmic reticulum; Golgi apparatus. NCBI's taxonomy places the organism in Eukaryota, Apicomplexa, Aconoidasida, Haemosporida, Plasmodiidae. Gene Ontology annotation, molecular function: protein-cysteine S-palmitoyltransferase activity. The transcript is spliced from 10 exons. Gene Ontology annotation, biological process: peptidyl-L-cysteine S-palmitoylation; protein targeting to membrane.
AUGAAUAAUUAUUUGGCAUUUUUCUUUAUAACAAUUUUAAGUUUAUUUAUUUAUAUAUCUUAUAUAUAUACCAUACAAAAUGCAUAUCUAAAUAAUUAUAGUAACAUAGUUAGGCUUCUAUUAAUUGUAUUUAGCAUUCCAUUUUUUAUUUGUUAUUAUUGGUCUUUUGUUAAAUGUUCAAUUGUUAAUCCAGGAUAUGUUGACGACACAUGGGAAAUCAAUGCUGAAGAAAAUAACAUUCCAAUAGAAAAGAGAAAAAUAAGAAAUUACGUUCCCAAUAAAUAUACGAUAUGUGACAAAUGUGAUUUUUUGGUAAGACCAGAGAGAGCUCAUCACUGCAGGAUUUGUAAUAAGUGCAUAUUAAAAAUGGAUCACCACUGUCCAUGGAUAGGCACUUGCGUAGGAGAAAAAAAUUUGAAGUUUUUUUUCUUAUUCUUAAUCUAUGGUUUCUUUACUGCAACAUAUAUUUCUAUAACUGUCAUACCCAUCUUUAUUAAUGCUCUUUGUACCAAGGAAAUACACGAAAAUUCAGAUAAAAUAAACCACAUUACUCUUUUGAUUACUAUCUGUACUGCAUUAACUUUAACCUUGGCAUUACUUUUCAUGAAUUGUCAAUAUAUAUAUUUUAUCUCAAAAAAUAUUACAGCUAUAGAAUCGUCCUACAGUGACAUGAAUCCUUAUGACCUGGGAACAUACAAUAAUUGGAAAGCGGUUUUUGAUGAAUUCACAUGGAAGUGGUUUUUUCCUCUCAAUGUAGAAUGUGCUCAAAAGACAAAUUAUUUAUACCCACUGAAUGAUAAGUACAUGAAUAUUAUUAAUACUGAUAUGAACGAUUUUCUUUUAGAUAAUCAUAAUGCAAAUAUAAAAGAAGAUGGAGAUUAA